This is a messenger RNA of Morus notabilis, 1640 nucleotides long. RefSeq names its product UDP-glucuronic acid decarboxylase 6. Gene Ontology annotation, biological process: D-xylose metabolic process. The record is from RefSeq and is a predicted model, not a curated record. Gene Ontology annotation, molecular function: UDP-glucuronate decarboxylase activity; NAD+ binding. The transcript is spliced from 13 exons. The coding region runs from base 200 to 1240 and encodes 346 amino acids. NCBI's taxonomy places the organism in Eukaryota, Viridiplantae, Streptophyta, Magnoliopsida, Rosales, Moraceae. Gene Ontology annotation, cellular component: cytoplasm.
UAAAUUUCAUCGUUUGGUGUAACAAAUUUCGGUGUUUGCAAUUUUUUCGGGACUAUAAAUACGAGUUUCUGAUAACGGAUCAUUGUGGAUCCAAAUGCCAAUUAGGGUUUUUACUUUUUUUUGUGUGCUUUUCUUCCGAGGCUAGUUUUCGGUUCCGCAUUGAUUGUUGUUUGACGGUAAAAGAGCGGAUCUCGGCAAAAUGGCAAACAAUUCAUCCAACGGAAGUCACCAGACCACACCAAAGCCACCUCCACAGCCUUCUCCUUUGCGUAAUUCCAAGUUUUUCAAGUCCAAUAUGAGAAUUUUGGUUACUGGAGGAGCUGGCUUCAUUGGCUCUCACCUUGUGGACAGAUUGAUGGAAAACGAAAAGAAUGAGGUAAUCGUUGUUGACAACUUCUUCACCGGUUCAAAGGACAAUCUUAGGAAAUGGAUUGGCCAUCCCAGAUUUGAGCUUAUUCGUCAUGAUGUUACUGAAACAUUGUUGGUCGAGGUUGAUCAGAUUUACCAUCUUGCUUGCCCAGCUUCGCCAAUUUUCUAUAAAUAUAAUCCUGUAAAGACAAUAAAGACAAACGUGAUUGGCACACUGAAUAUGCUUGGACUUGCUAAGCGAGUUGGAGCAAGGAUUUUGCUUACAUCAACUUCAGAGGUAUAUGGUGAUCCUCUUGUGCAUCCCCAACCUGAAACCUACUGGGGUAAUGUUAACCCAAUUGGAGUCAGAAGCUGCUAUGACGAGGGGAAGCGUGUGGCUGAGACCUUAAUGUUUGACUAUCAUAGGCAGCAUGGAAUAGAAAUUCGGAUUGCCAGAAUCUUCAACACAUAUGGACCACGGAUGAAUAUUGAUGAUGGCCGUGUAGUCAGCAAUUUCAUAGCGCAAGCACUCCGUGAUGAACCUUUGACAGUCCAACUUCCUGGAACUCAAACUCGCAGUUUCUGUUAUGUCUCUGACAUGGUUGAUGGCCUAAUUCGCCUUAUGGAAGGAGAGCACACCGGGCCCAUCAACAUUGGAAACCCAGGUGAAUUCACAAUGCUUGAACUUGCGGAGACUGUGAAGGAGCUGAUCAAUCCCAACGUGGAGAUAAAGACUGUGGAGAACACUCCGGACGAUCCGCGGCAGAGGAAACCCGACAUUACAAAAGCAAAAGAAUUGCUGGGAUGGGAGCCCAAAAUCAAGUUACGGGAAGGCCUUCCCCUCAUGGAGGAGGAUUUCCGACUAAGGCUUGGAGUGCCCAAGAAGAAAUGAAUGUCCAUAGCUGCAAACAUAUAUAUAUGAGCAUGGAUAAAGCUCUCGUUCAUGGAAUUUUCCAUUCAACGUAGCAAUUGGAGUGCUCUCUGUGUCCAAAAUAUGCACGUCUUACUAUGUUUUCAUGUUGCCAAGUUUUCAUUUCAAUUGUGCCCUUUCUAGGAAAUAAAUGGUGGUGACUUGUGUCUCACACAUUUCAUUCAUAAUUUCAGCUUCUUCUUUCUUUUCUGUUUUUGUCACGAGUGGCACAUGGAUACUGUGAUACUCUACAAUCUGGCGGUCGCCAUUGGUAUUUAGUUAUUGAAGGCCUUGUUCUCAUGUCGAGUCGAUGCUUAUGUUGUAUGCUGCUUGUUACAAAACCAGUUUUGUUACCUUAAAUAACAAAUCAACAUUUUUUUUA